Messenger RNA from Macadamia integrifolia, 530 nucleotides. RefSeq names its product mitochondrial import receptor subunit TOM7-1-like. The coding region runs from base 120 to 341 and encodes 73 amino acids. The transcript has a single exon. Gene Ontology annotation, biological process: protein import into mitochondrial matrix. NCBI's taxonomy places the organism in Eukaryota, Viridiplantae, Streptophyta, Magnoliopsida, Proteales, Proteaceae. Gene Ontology annotation, cellular component: mitochondrial outer membrane translocase complex. The record is from RefSeq and is a predicted model, not a curated record.
GCUGUAUUUGGCCUGGUUCGCAAACCUUCGAAUAUUCUCAUUUCUAUAGGAGUUAGGGUUACGGUUUUUGAGUCGAGGUCUCGAGAAAGAGGGGGAGCAGAUAUCACAGGGAAGGAUCAAUGGCGUCUAAGGUUUCUCUCAAGUCUGCAAAAGGCAAGUCUGCGAAAGGCUCAAAGUCCUCUGAGGAUCGAUCGACAGCUAAGUGCUUGAAGGAAUGGAGCACUUGGGCGAUGAAGAAGGCGAAAGUAAUCACUCACUACGGUUUUAUUCCGCUCGUGAUCAUCAUCGGUAUGAAUUCAGAGCCGAAACCACAACUCUAUCAGCUCUUAAGUCCUGUAUAAAUCGUCAUCUGGGUUUCCCUGAUGAGGAAGUUGGUCCAAUAGGAUGAUUUCGAUCGUUUCUCGUUGGUGGGUCGGUUCCUAUUUGUCCAAUCUACAUGAACUGAAUCAGUUUUUGUUAUUUUCUUCCUCUUUUUUUCUUGUAGUGGUGUUUUCCUACAUGCAACAUUAAUAGAUCGCAUUUUUGUUUAA